CUAUAAAUAGGAGGGAUGAAGGCAGCAGAGAUCAGAUUGUCUCUACAGAGACCUCUACAGCACAGAGAUCCACACAUGGCUCCUACAAUCACUGCAGCAAUGACCGACUCUCAGGAGCAUCUGACUCGCAGCCACAAGCUCAGAAAGCCUCUGGUGGAGAAGUUACGCAGAGAGCGAAUCAACAGCAGCAUCGAGCAGCUCAAGUCUCUCCUGGGUCCAGAGUUCCUCAAACAGCAGCCAGACUCCAAGCUGGAGAAAGCAGACAUCCUGGAGAUGACAGUUGACUUCCUGACACAGCUGCAGCAGCAGAACCAACAGCAGAGAAGACUGAUGAAGCACUUCAACAAGCUGCAGUCUUCSUCUGAUGAGAAGCUGAGAGAGGCUGACUUCUCUCCUCUGAGCUCCACAGUCCACACCAGCAUCACYAAAGACAAGAGUCYGGUCAACAGCGCCCCCUGGAGGCCGUGGUAGACACCUGAGGACUUUUAUCAAAGUGAAGCUCAAGAUCAGAAACUCUCCAACAACUGUGCUCGUUCUCGUKGUCAUCUCGUGUUUGAAGAGUCAUUGCAUGCUAAUGCAAUUUUCUUAUUGUUUUUUACUUUUGUAAAAGUUAAAUUGUGUUUCUGUGAUAUUUGCAGACAACAGGUCGACUGCUAUUUUAACCGUAGUCACUUAUUCCUUACUCAGAUGUUACUCUGUGAUGUACACGUUAUUAUUCUCUUUGGGAAUGCUUGUGUGUUGUUGCUAACAUCAAAGUCUUGUUUUUCUAUGUAGGAGACAAAGUUAUUCAUGUUAAACAUGUUUAAUAUUUUUGUGUGAUAUUCACAUUCUCCACUGAUUGAAACAUCCUUAGUGAUGUGUCUAUGAAUUUCUCAAUUUCCUGUGUUUUAGCAGAUGAAGUUUUUGUUUAUGAGCAGAAAUCAAACAAUGUGCUGCUUUAUGACUCUGUGAGUGACGGCACCCAUACCUUCAGUGAAGGACGUGUGAUAUGAUGAAUGUAUCUCUUCAAGCCAAGUGAUGCGCAAUAAAACAAUCAUAAAAAAACAAUA
Molecule: messenger RNA, 1049 nt
Organism: Paralichthys olivaceus (Japanese flounder)
Lineage: Eukaryota; Metazoa; Chordata; Actinopteri; Pleuronectiformes; Paralichthyidae
Product: transcription factor HES-5-like
Biological process (GO): regulation of neurogenesis; anterior/posterior pattern specification; regulation of transcription by RNA polymerase II
Cellular component (GO): nucleus
Molecular function (GO): DNA-binding transcription factor activity, RNA polymerase II-specific; RNA polymerase II cis-regulatory region sequence-specific DNA binding; protein dimerization activity
Source: RefSeq, a predicted model, not a curated record